This is a messenger RNA of Archocentrus centrarchus (flier cichlid), 4403 nucleotides long. It is a transcript of the gene c1galt1lb, whose product is annotated as core 1 synthase, glycoprotein-N-acetylgalactosamine 3-beta-galactosyltransferase 1, like b. Gene Ontology annotation, cellular component: membrane. Lineage: Eukaryota; Metazoa; Chordata; Actinopteri; Cichliformes; Cichlidae. The record is from RefSeq and is a predicted model, not a curated record. Gene Ontology annotation, molecular function: N-acetylgalactosaminide beta-1,3-galactosyltransferase activity.
AGGCAGACAAGUUAGAUGUAGUUCUUGCAGUGUUUUUGUAUGUUAUUAUUAUAAUUUGCGUGACAGUUUCACUGUCUUUAUUCGAGUCAGGAGUUUAUUUCGCCCCGUCGAUGGGUUGACUGUGCCGUCUCCUUCGGCUGCGUGUAAUCACGACAAGAUGGCCAGUUAACAUUAGCAGUCUGAGUCUGGGUCAAAUAACGGACUACCAGUUAGCUAUCUCCAGCAGUCCCAACACGCAGGACUGGAGCAGAUGAUUAGCUGGUUAUGACUGUGACUGUACUUCGUUACAGUCAUUUUUAUUCAGUUGACAUUUUGUUUAGAUCACUCAGCGUUUCCGCCGCCCCUUCCCCCGUCCCCAUUAUAUGUGUUAACUUAGCAAGUAUGGCUAGCUGAGCUACGUGAGGGAAAACGCUGCAUUGAUUGUAGUCGGAAGGGGCCGAGCUUUCCCUUUUCAAAGAUCACGUUGGUGUGAGCUAACCGUAUGCGAUCAUAAAGCUGCUAUGAUGCGUGGCUUAACGCUGGUAAGUCAACCACACCUUUAACAGGGAGUGACACUUGUGACCAUGUCCGUUCUUCAUAAUAGCCAAACUCGGAUCAUGCUGUUUCUCUCGCACUCAGCGGCUGCCUAGUUAAGCGACUGCCCGCGAGGACACCCGGUCCAGCAUGAAGGCCCUCGGACCCAGAUUUUCCUUUUAUGCGGGGUUCGUGGUGGGAAUCUUCACCCUGUACGUGUUUCUGCGGCAGGUCGGGUUUGAGAGGACUCUGUCAAUGCAGCAGCCUGUCAGCUUUGCCAACAUUCACGACCACCAGCAACAACUCGAAGAGGAAAAGAAAAUAUGGAAGAAAGAGAGGUCCGCGCUUUUUAAUCUCAAGCAUCCUCAUCACAUCGGUGAGGAUAGCCGCAUAGCUGAUGAAUUGUACAAAAAGGUGCGUAUUCUUUGCUGGGUGAUGACUGGACCCAACAACCUGGAGAAGAAGGCUCGACAUGUGAAGUACACAUGGAGCCGCCAUUGCAAUAUUGUGGUCUUCAUGAGCUCCGUGGAUGACCCCGACUUUCCCACAGUGGGAUUGGGUACAAAAGAGGGUCGGGAUCAGCUGUACUGGAAAACAAUUCGGGCUUUCCAUUAUGCCUAUGAGCAUCAUGCAGAUGAGGCAGAUUGGUUCCUCAAGGCAGAUGACGACACCUACGUAAUAGUAGACAAUUUGCGCUUGGUUCUUGCAAACCAUACUCCUGAUGAGCCCAUUUACUUUGGUAGAAGAUUCAAGCCCUACACAAAGCAGGGCUACAUGAGUGGUGGUGCAGGAUAUGUACUGGGCAAAGAGGCUUUGCGAAGAUUUGUAGAAGGUUUUAAAAGCAAACUGUGUACUCACACUACCUCUGUAGAGGACCUGGCAAUGGGGCAAUGCAUGGAGAAAGUUGGUGUGCUGGCAGGAGACUCCAGAGACGCUAUACACAGGGAGACAUUCCACCCCUUUGUCCCCGAGCAGCACCUCACUGCCAAGUUUCCAAAGAGCUUCUGGUAUUGGAGCUAUUGCUACUACCCCAUCUCAGAGGGUCCAAAAUGCUGCUCGGAUUUGUCGGUGUCUUUCCAUUAUGUAGAUGCUGGAGGCAUGUAUUUAUUGGAAUAUUACAGCUAUCACCUGCGUGCCUUUGGCUACAGAUACCGUUACCAGCCCCCCACCCCAGUUGGCUACAGUAUAAAACACUUAGGACCCUGGGAUGAUGUAGAAAAAGAAGAAGAGCUGGGCUCUCAGGACAAAAAACAAGGGAAGGUAGACGAUCCAUCCAGGACUGAUAAGAGACAGGAUGCAGAGCUCCCUCCUGUAGGUCGUAAAGACCUUCCUGCUGCUCCAGCGGAUUAUUCAAGAGCUGCCAGCGAGACUUGGUUGAGUGUUGUGCUGUGAAGUGUCAGACACAACAGCCCCAUCAAACUGUCUGAUGUGUUGAAUUUUAGAGUUUAGGGUUGUACUGAAAAGCCUCUUCACAUUAAAGACAAGGAUGACAUUUGUUUACUUUUUACUUUUGAUUUUGUGUUUUGACAAGUCCUUUGAUUGAAGAUAGAUUUUAAACCAAGGUUUUAUAUUUGUCUAAACCAGUGAUUCCCAAAGUAUGGGCCAUGGCCCACAAUAACAGAAAUUCAGUAUGAAAUUCAGUUUGAAAUUACAAGUAUGUACAAUUACAUAUUUAUAUAAAUUUUAUUUAUGUAAAAAAAGUGAAUUAAAACUGGUAAUAGGAGGUGGUUAGUCACCAUCUCCUAUUACCACAUCAAUUUUGCUUGUAUUUUCAUUAGAGUGAAGAUUUAAGAUGAAAAAGAUUAGUUUUUAAGGCGAGGCCGCAGCAGUCCUGACUUUGGGAAUGUCUGGUCUAAACAGUUUGAAGUUUUAAUUUAAGAGUUCACUUAAAUGAAUAGAGUUGAAGUAAACUAAGAAUAUUUCUUUACCCAUUAAUCUGCAAUUCUUUUUCUUGGUCAAUUAGCUACUGGUUUGAAGAACCUGAUAUCAGAAAUGGUGAAAAAUGGCUGUUAUAUUUUCCUAAAGGCAAAGGGAAUGUGUUUUUAAAUUCUUAUUUUUCCAAAUAACAGUAAAAAACAAAAAACAAAACUUGACAUUCUGACAAAGAACAAUAACAAUCCUGACAAGAGAAAAGCUCUGCCAGGUUAUUCUUUUGGCGUUUGUGCUUGAAAAAACUGCAAGUAUUGGGCAAUUUAUUAAAAAAAUGUUUUUUUGUAGAAUAAUGACUAAUUACUUAACAGCUCAAUCUUUUCAGCUCUAAAAAUGAAAUAUAUUAUCCCAUGGAUUGUUGAAUAGCAAUAUAUAAUCUCAAAAUCUGUCAGAAUAAAUUUUUUCACACGUUCAGCAUUAAAAACUGUUAAUGCUAUUCAAAAGCAACUCAGUUGCCAGUUUAUUAGUUAGAUGAGUUAAAACAGAAUCAUGAAGUUAUUUUCUGUUUUAGUAGCAUAUCCAACUGAGGAAGACAUGUAAAAAGGAUUUAUUCCAUGUCUGGCUAGGUGUACCUAAUAAAAUGGCAACUGAUUGUAUUCAUAUUUAAUGUAAAAGGUGUCAUACAUUAGAAAAUAUUGUGUAGAAAAGCAUUGCUAUCUCAUAUUCCUCAAUUAUGAGGUGACUAUUAUUCUUUAAAUGUAAAGUCCAGCUGUCUAAAUUUCUACAAUGGAGCCAAAGAUUUCAACAUGAGACCACACUGAAGAUGGAUAUCCUGUUGGAGCUGUUACUUGGUGUCAAUGCUAAUCAUGCGGUCAAUCGUGGCACUUGCUGUUUAGUUUUUAGUAAUAGGACUCUUGUUUAGUUACCGCCGACUUUCAGGAGGUGUUUUCUGGUUGGUAGGAAAGUUAUCUGGCUAAACUUUUUAAAAAAUUUUUUCCCUCUGGAGUUUAAAACAAUCUUGUCCAACCCACUCACGGCACAUAUUUACCUUUCUGCGCAUUGUGCUGCACACACUUUCCUGCAUCUUCCCACAGUGGACUCAUUAGCUUGUGCCUUGUAAAUUGAGAUUGUAUGAGCCAGCCAUUAGCUGCAUACAUGACUUAGCACUGUGACAUGAGCAUGACGAGAGUGUUAUUUCAAAUGGAAGUUGACUGAAUCCUAUUUAACUGGUAUGGCCUUCAUUGAAGUUUGUGAAGUACCCUUUUUCUUUUUUUUCUUUUAAGUUUUAACAGUUUGAAGGUGUUUUCAAAUUCUAGGAACUCUAGGUUAGUCAGGCCUCUUUUGAAGUUAGUUCACAUUGUACAUUUAAGGUGUUCAUAACAGCUCCUUUACUAGUUUGUAACCAAACAAGUCAUUAAACUUGUGUUUGAUACAGUAAUGACCAAACGUGAGAUUAAAUCUUGAGUGGAACAAAAUGAAUUUGGCAUUUAUGUGAAAACUUACAAAAUGAUUUAAUGGAACAAUUGCUGUUUUUCAUUUUUGUUUUUCACUGUUUGUUCAAAGUUAAAAGUAUAUGAGGUUGCUAAUACCUAAAAUUAAACUUUGUAAGUGUUUACACUUGGUUUGUGUAUGUGCAUGGACACAGAGCAUGUUCACUCUUUGUUUUUGCUUCUGUGUUAAAAACCAAUCAGAUCCAGUUUUAACCAAAUUGGCAUGUUUUUUUCCAUUAUGGUUUCUUUGAAUGGGGGGGGGGCUCACACUCAUGUUUGAUACCAGUGACAUCUGAUUUCUGAUGGGGCAAGUCCUUGACAAUCUUCUCAUUACAGACUUCUUAAAGGGAACAGUGUACAGUACUAUAUAUUUCAAAUGUAUUUAUGUUCAUAUUGCCAUCUUGAGUUGAUACACUUAAGUGUGGAUGAGUUCAUUUCAAUAUGUGAGCACGCAUACUGUAAUCAGUGGGCAGGAUUGUUUUUUAGCGAAUGGUAAUUUAAUCACUAUAAAUAAAUGCAUAUUUUAUUGUA